This is a messenger RNA of Volvox carteri f. nagariensis, 1922 nucleotides long. RefSeq lists its product as uncharacterized. NCBI's taxonomy places the organism in Eukaryota, Viridiplantae, Chlorophyta, Chlorophyceae, Chlamydomonadales, Volvocaceae. Gene Ontology annotation, biological process: intracellular signal transduction. The transcript has 8 exons. Bases 185 to 1381 code for a protein of 398 amino acids. Gene Ontology annotation, molecular function: protein serine/threonine kinase activator activity. The record is from RefSeq and is a predicted model, not a curated record.
CAGUGCAACACGCUUCUAUUUUAAUCAGCUAACAGGACUUUUGGCCCCCCGCAUUCUAUGUUUCCUGCCCCAGCCUAGAGGCAUAGGAGGAUACUCAAUCUGUAAUGAUCAUGGUCAAAUUAUAGGCCGGCCAUUCGAGACAUGCUUUAGCCCUGAGUGGGCUCUUGAGGGAUAACCCUGAACGAUGCCUUUCCUUGACAAGGUCUUUAGGGAUAAGCUAAAGACACCUUCAGAAGUAGUCAGCAAGCUUACAGCAGGAUUUGAAUCAUUCGCAGCGGCGAGAAAAGAUGAACGGGCGACAGAGAAAGCUCAGGAUGCUGUGGCAAAGUACCUCGGUUUCGCCAAACUCCUCCUGUUCGGGGACGACGAGCACGAGCCAACAAAGGAAAAUGCAAUAGCUUUUGCUCAGGAGGCGGGUCGGUCGGACCUUCUUUCGCUGAUUGUAAAGCAGCUUGGGGAGCUCGAGUUCGAAUCGCGAAAGGACGCCGCCCAGGUUUUCGGCGCGUUGGUCCGCAUCCGGGAGAACGAAGAAAGGGGCCCAGGAGCUCAGUACGUGUUGAAUCACCCGGAGAUCCCGACGCUGCUUUUCCUCGGGUAUGAUGAGCCAGCCAUUGCUCUCAACUGCGGAUCGAUGCUUCGGGAUUGCUUGCGGGACGACCAGAUCGCCAGGAAAAUGCUGGACGGCCCCGUGUUUCUAAAGUUCUUUGAAAAGGUGGUGGUAGCGAACUUUGAGAUUGCGUCGGACGCGUUCAGCACCUUCAAGGAUUUGUUGACACGGCAUAAGCAGGUAGUUGCACAGUACCUGCAGGAGCACUAUCAAGAGUUCUUCAAUGCUUACAUUAAGCUCUUGCAGUCGAACAACUACGUGGUACGGCGACAGUCGUUGAAGCUGCUGGGGGAGCUUUUGUUGGAUCGCAGCAAUGUCAAGGUGAUGCUCAAGUUCGUGUCGGAGCCACAGCACCUGAUGACGAUGAUGGUGCUGCUCAAGGACCAGUCUCGGAGCAUCCAGUUUGAAGCUUUCCACGUGUUUAAGGUGUUUGUGGCCAACCCCAACAAGCCCCAAGCCGUCGUGGACAUCCUAGCGAACAACCGCGAAAAGCUGCUCAAGUACCUAGAGGACUUUCACACGGAAAAGGAGGAGGAUGAACAGUUUAAGGAGGAGAAGGCCGUCAUCAUCAAGACGAUAUCGUUGCUGGGAGCACCGGCAGCGGCGCCGGCACCACCGGUCGCGCCGCCGCCGCCGCCGCCGUCAGCAACAGCAGCACCGGCCACGUCGCCGAUGACGGUAACGCCAUCUGCAGCGGUGCAAGUCCCGGUAGCGACGGCAACGGGGGUGACGGCAACACCGUCUGAAGCUGUAGCGGCGGGCCCGGCGACGUAGUUGGCCACCGCCGCGUCGUGAUGUAUGUCGGUCUCCGCGUAGGUGGUGUAGGGUGUGGUGUAAUUUGUGGUCGUGGAGUGAAAGAGUGCAUGAAUGAUGAAAAUGUCGGAGGGCAGUUUUUGCAUUUCCUCAGGUUUAUGGAUGUGCGAAUGCCGAUGGUGUGCGUUAUGUGUGUUUGGCAUAUGUGAUGGUUAAAUUGUUGCAAGAGUCGUGCUGUCGGUUCUCACAUGUACGCGCCGAAGUGUGCGUUAUUAUGUGAGUUGAUGGCUUACAAGAGCUUGCAUCUUGCGUGUUGUCGCUAACGAACGUACAGGCCAUGACCCAUAUCGCGGUGUAUUCUUCGAUGUGUCAAGUAUGUUGGCCAUUUAUUUUUGAAUGCAAGAUAAGAAUUACGUCAACAUUUUCAUAAGCAGACGGUUUGGCAACGGUCGUCCAGUGUACGGCUGCUGUAGCUGUUCGGGACGUAGCUUAUGCUAAAGGAGCCUGAGCCGCACAAUUUCCGUUUUAAUUGGCUAGGUAUUUAGUGUAAACCUUUCCAGUC